Pseudo-nitzschia multistriata is the source of this 3244-nucleotide messenger RNA. Lineage: Eukaryota; Bacillariophyta; Bacillariophyceae; Bacillariales; Bacillariaceae. The record is from the annotation of a GenBank genome assembly.
GAGUAGCCAAGAUCGAAGGAACCUGAUAAGACCAAUUGACACAUUGGACAUUAUCCACAAAAUGAAGGUGACUAGUCCACAAUUACCAACAAUAAGAGACCAGCUUCCAGGACGACGAUCACUAUCGUUUUAUUACUACUGCAGCUUAUUUUUAUUCUUGUCAAUCGCGAGUGCUCCGAAAACGAUUGUUGUUGUCGACGCAUCACCGAUAGUUAAACAUCAAGAAAGAAAUAGCAACAACAAUCAAAGUCCGUAUCGGUUCGAGCCCUCCUAUGGAGACCAAUCCUGGAUUUUUGAAACGAUAAAUCUUCCCGGCGCAUGGAAAUUGGGCUACACUGGGAGAGGGGUAAAGAUUCGAAUCAACGACGAGGAUUGGGAAUCUGGUCACAAGGAAUGGAAACCAAAACGACUCAUCAAGGACAACAAAAACGCCCUCGAUGACUAUUCGUGCGGUGCCACAAACAACACCCUGGCCGAAGGCAAGUUUCGGGACAGCGACAACAAGAACAAGUUUCUGAACCACGGCGCUGCGGUCACAUCAAUUCUUGCCGCCGAUGGGUCCAACGAUUUUUGCGGGGUUGGAAUUGCCCCCGAGACGGAGUUGUCAUUUUGCUACUUUCGAAAAGACACMGAUGCUAGCGUAUUAAAAUACGAUGCGGUCGACAACAUGAAUUUUUUUUAUAUUUCCGUCAACGCCUUUGCCCAAGAAGGGUGCAAACCGAGAACCUCGAUGUUUGGGGAAGCAGUGAACGAACAAACCAUUGCCACGGGCAAUGGUGAUAGAAAUCGGCAGCGGAGAAGAACAAAAAAUCGGCAUGGGCGGCAGCAUCGGCAGCAACAAGAUCAGAGCGAUCGCAUUUUGAACGAGCAAGAGAUAGGAGGGUGCCCGUUUGUCAAUUUUUACUACGACGAAUACAACCCGGGCGACGACCCUUGCAAGGUGUGCACAACAUCCGAUUUCAAAAGUGUUAGAGACAGCAACAACGAGAACGCAAGAAACAACUUUGGCAGCCUCCAGGACCAGUCCGUAAAUCUUGAGGAGAGUAGGAGCGGCAGUUUCACGGGGGCAGGUGUCUCAAACGUAUGUGCUGAAAGUGUAAGAACCUAUUGCUUGCGGAAUUUUCGCAAGGACGAAUCUCUUUGCACCGAUUGGAUUGAUGUGCUUAAUGGAAACAAGCCUUGCGACUUUCAGACCAGCGUGGGGCAUUCGGUGGCCAAGGCCCUAGAGAAAGGGGUGAAAGACGGACGGUUUGGGAGGGGAAUCAUUUAUAUAUUCGCGGCCGGUAAUUCCUAUGGUUAUGGUGACAACAGCAAUUUUCAAUCCUAUGCCAAGAGCCGAUAUGCCAUGACGGUGGGUGCGGUCAAAGUGACCGAAGUUCAGGGCGACUCGACCGAUGGCGAGACCAACACCAUUCUCAAACCAAGCCAUGCGAGCUAUUCUACAGGAGGAUCCUCCAUUUUUGUCGUGGCCCCGGGUGGAGAUUACGACACACCGAAAUACCAGCACAUUGGUGCGGGAGGAACUGAGGGAAAUGGAGAUAGCUGUGUUACCAUUGGUACCGGAACAUCCUUUGCAGCCCCCGUGGUUGGCGGAGUCGUCGCAUUGAUGCUAGAAGCGAAUCCCGGUUUGACGUGGAGAGACGUCCGGUACAUUAUUGCAAAAACGUCCAAUCCCAUCGACAACGAUGACAGCAAUGACUACACCUUUGGAUUAAACUCAGCAGGCGUUGGAUAUUCAGACCUGUACGGAUUUGGGCUGAUCGAUGCGGCAGAAGCCGUCGCCAUGGCAGAGGAUUGGAAAAUCAAAGAUGUACACGUUCCACCCGAAUUGGGAGUCACAGCAAGUUCUGGGCCUGUGAAUUUGCAAAUAGUAGACGAUCCGACGGCGACUGCGACGAGUACCAUCAUGGUCAACCCGAACUUGAACAGUCAAACAGAGGAUGAUGCUCUCGAGUCGGUCAGUGUUUACCUAAAGCUGCAUUAUCCAAACAUGUAAGUGAGAAUUCAUAUAGAGUACCUACACAAUCGAUUUCAAUCCAACCAUUGUGAGCAGGCCUAAAAAAUGUAUGACCUACGUUGUCACCACUGGCUUACAAAAAUUCUUGUUUCUCUAAUUGGUUCAUUGACCUGCAUUGUUUUUCUUAAAAUGACUUGCGAUUUCGUACUACUGCAACAAAUACAGAGGGCAACUUAGAAUCACACUGACGUCUCCUUUAGGGACCACCUCUUUGUUGAGUCCUGGCGGACGAUCACAUCACAAUCAAUUGGAAGAUGACGAAUGGCUGGAAUUUCUUACGUUACGGUCKUGGGGUGAAGUUCCUUAUGGCGAAUGGAAACUCUCUAUCACCGAUACAAAACCAGGGAACGGCGGGGUGACGUGCUUCAAUCGACCGAUUAAUGUAGCGCCCGAAUUCGCAAACUUAGAUCUUCCCUUGACAUGUAUGGAAUUCAAAUCAAGUGGAUUUUGUUCCAAUGGGUCGAUGAACGAUGACCUCGUCAACGAGCAGCAGGAACUCUAUCAAAAAUUACUGGACGAAGGAUCUGGUGACGGUGUCGUAUCAGCAAAGGAAUCUUGCUGUGAAUGUGGAGGUGGAAUCAAAUUUGGUGAUGAUGAGUUUUUCACCGGACAACUCAAAGAAUGGAAACUCAUCUUAGGGGACGGAACUCCCAUCACGGGCACCAAUAGGAUUGCAAACUACGAUCCCUUUCUACCAGAGGUCACAUCCUUUGAGUUUAUGCGAUGUCGGGGAGAGACUGUUUACGGGCACAAGUUAGACUGCUGCAACGGACUGGAAGAUAUUUGUGACCUUCGCGUCAAUGAAGUUCUCUUUGCCACACUUCACAAUGUUUUAAAUCGGUUUGACUCUGGAAACUAUGUUGUGUUAAACAAAGAAUUAGAAAUCGAAAGAGCUUUAGAGGCUGGAUAUCGUGCAUUUGAGCUAGAUGUUUGUAACUGUGCGGGGGAUUUCUAUUUCUGUUACGGUAAGUACUUGUCCGAUGAUGAAUGAGCCCCAUUGUGCUAAAGUUUCCAUUUAUAUUCAAACUUAUGAUGUUUUCUGAUCUAUCUGCUUCGAUUCUUUCUCGAAGGCAAUUGCAAUGAGGCACCGAGACGCGAUGUUGUCAACACGAUGGCACAUUUUAAGGAGUUUUUGGAUUUGAACCCAACGGAGGUAGUAGUAUUCUUCUUCCAGCUCCAAAGUAAUGUGGGUCGAGAAGUCAAUCUGAAUGAAUUUUACUUCGAUCU